GGGUCGGGUCAGCGAAUCCGCCCUGUUGUGUUGCUUCUCACUUUCUCUCCACCCUCCAGGGCCACUACUCCAUCCUCUGUCUCGGCCGCCAUAAAAAUGGAACCUUCUUGUUCGGCUCCUUUAUGGUCCAUCCGGCAGUGGCGUCAAUGUCCUAUAAAUAUUCCCAUUGUUGGGCAUCUUCCUCCUCCAUCAUUUCCUUGUCUCUCCAAAUCUGGAAUAGAAGCAGUGAAGUUGAAACAUCCCCCGCAAAAACGCUAACAUGUCGGCCGAAGCCUCUUCUGUCCGUCUCAUCACACCCUACAAGAUGGGAAGAUUCGAUCUUUCCCACAGAGUUGUUUUGGCACCGCUGACUAGACAAAGAUCUUACCACAAUGUGCCUCAGCCGCACGCAAUAUUAUAUUACUCGCAGAGGACCUCAAAAGGGGGCCUUCUCAUUUCCGAAGCCACAGGGGUGUCUGAUACCGCUCAGGGGUAUCCCGACACGCCUGGUGUCUGGACAAAAGAGCAAGUUGAGGCCUGGAAACCCAUUGUUGAUGCUGUUCAUGCUAAAGGCGGUAUAUUCUUUUGUCAGAUCUGGCAUGUGGGCAGGGUUUCGAAUUCAGGUUUCCAGCCAAAUGGGCAGGCUCCAAUCUCUUCCACAGACAAGCCAUUGACUCCUCAACUUAGAGCUAAUGGUGUUGAUGUUGCUGAAUUCUCACCUCCACGCUGUUUAAGGACAGAUGAAAUCCCCGAGAUUGUCAACCAUUUCAGACUUGCUGCUAGGAAUGCUAUGGAAGCUGGCUUUGAUGGAGUUGAGAUUCACGGGGCUCAUGGCUACUUAAUAGACCAGUUCAUGAAAGACCAAGUGAAUGACCGGACCGACCAGUACGGUGGUUCUCUGGAGAACCGAUGCAGGUUUGCCCUCGAGAUCAUCAAGGUCGUUUCUGACGAGAUCGGACCAGACAGGGUUGGGAUACGGCUCUCUCCGUUCGCGGAUUACAUGGAAUCAGGAGACUCCAACCCCAAAGCUCUGGGUCUUUACAUGGCUGAAGCUUUGAACAAGUACGGGAUUCUGUAUUGCCACAUGGUGGAGCCAAGGAUGAAGACAGUCGCUGAGAAGUGCGACUGCCCGCACAGCCUGGUCCCAAUGAGGAAUGCCUUCGGGGGCACUUUCAUUGUUGCGGGGGGCUAUGAUAGGGAGGAUGGGAACAAAGCUGUGGCUGAGAACCGAGCCGAUCUAGUUGCAUUUGGUCGGUUAUUCUUGGCCAAUCCCGAUCUGCCUCGUAGAUUCGAGCUGGAUGCUCCUCUAAACAAGUAUAACCGAAAUACAUUCUACAUCUCUGAUCCUGUGGUCGGUUAUACAGAUUACCCAUUUCUUGAAACCGCUGCGUAGGUUUCCACAUGUCACUGAUCGAUGAUUUAUACUUCUUUUCUGGGUAAGCCUGCUAUCAAAAUGAAAAGUGUUGGCACUGUGCAAUCUAGGAAAAUCAUAGGGGAAGCUAACCAAGGAGUAUGCCGAUUGUUUGUUUAAGGGCAGGUAUUUACGGUGAGAUUGUAAUGUUCUGGUGUUUGGCAAGAACCAUCAGCGGUUCCUAUGUGUCAAACUCGUAUGAUUUCUUGCGACUUGUGACGACUUUGGGAUGUGCGAUAUUGGCAAUAAAGAUUGUCUGAUUGAUUUAAAAGU
Molecule: messenger RNA, 1663 nt
Organism: Punica granatum (pomegranate)
Lineage: Eukaryota; Viridiplantae; Streptophyta; Magnoliopsida; Myrtales; Lythraceae
Source: RefSeq, a predicted model, not a curated record